Messenger RNA from Macrobrachium nipponense, 453 nucleotides. Its product is annotated as serine-repeat antigen protein 5-like. The transcript has 4 exons. The coding region runs from base 1 to 453 and encodes 150 amino acids. Lineage: Eukaryota; Metazoa; Arthropoda; Malacostraca; Decapoda; Palaemonidae. The record is from RefSeq and is a predicted model, not a curated record.
AUGACAGGAGGAGGUUCAGGAGGAUCAUGGUCGUCGUACGCGAUGGGAGAUUCGGGGGGACCUUCUACAAAAAACACCACGACAAUCUACACAGAUGUCAAGACCACGAAGGGUCCAAGAGGACAAACAACCAUUGAACUUUGCACGAUCAUCGAAAAUACCCGCCCUAUGACGGGCCAACAGGAACAUCUCCAAAAACAAACAGAUGAUCGCCAGAGUCAAGGCAACAGCAAGUCUGCUCUCGCCUCUUCAUCAACUUGCACUGGAACUCAGACAUUACCAGCGUUUCGGACGCUGGACCCCACGAACGGACAGACCCCCUUUUUAUAUCAUCCCACCAUAACUUCUUUAACGCGAGGAACUUUCUUUGCCCUUUCCUCCUCCUCCUCCUCCUCCUCCUCCUCCUCCUCCUCCUCCUCCUCCUCCUCCUCCUCCUCCUCCUCCUCCAUUUAG